CUGCUUAUCUGCUUGUGGCGGCAUGACUAGAAAAAGAUGUGCUGGCGAGGGGAUUCAGGCGUAGUCGCUCGCUGACUCUCGUGCUGAGAGGUUCCGUUCCCUACUCGAAUCGAGCUGAAUGCUUGAUGGGACCGGCAUGUCCACGGCUAUUGUGUCUUCGUUCUUUGAUGUGAACGACGCCUUUUACAAGGGCUCGACCAUGCCCAGCUCGCCACAAUUCUCCAAAGUUGUGGGAUGGGGCAGUCCGUUGGGUCGUCGCAGCUCCAACCCCGUGGCUGGAGGGCUGAAGCAUCACAACAGUCACCACCACCACCACCACAACAACAACAAUGUCAUGUGCAACAACAACAGCCUUGGACCUCCCGCGCCCUCUGCAGUAGCAGCUCAUCGGAAGCUGGAUCGCUGCCACAGUGAGCCUGUGCAUAAAAACAACGGUGUCGAGAAGCCUCGAGGAGCCAACAUCAACUCGUCACGAUAUAAGACAGAGCUGUGUCGGCCGUUCGAGGAAAAUGGGCAUUGUAAGUACGGUGAGAAAUGCCAGUUUGCGCACGGGAUCGGCGAGAUCCGUACGCUGGCUCGUCAUCCCAAGUACAAGACUGAACUGUGUCGCACCUUCCACACGAUCGGCUUCUGUCCCUACGGGCCGAGGUGUCAUUUCAUUCACAACGCCGAAGAGGCGCGGCCGAAGCCAGUGCCCAACAGCAACAAUAGCUGUUCCCGGCCUCGACCCCUCAGUCUGAGUUCUACUCCUUCACCCACGUCCUCACUCUCCGAGUCUCCGACCUCACUUCAGAGCUUCUUUGGGGCAGGGGAAGGGGAUUUCUACUCGCCGUUCUCUCCGACGGGGGGAUUCUUCAACGUUGCUUCGUCUCGCCUGCCCCCAGCGCCCCCACAGGGCAACUUCAACAACUAUGGCGGGGUGGCGGCGAUGAACGCGAGGAACGAGUUGUCGCAUCGCGUCGAUCCCCCGACUCCCCCGUUGAUCCCUCUCCUCGACACUCCACCUUCGCCGGUGGGAUCCCUCGGCUCUGACCUCGAUGCCUUGACCCUCUCUGACCAUUGCCCUUCCCGAUCCCUUCGUCUUCCCGUCUUCUCCCGACUCGCCUUGGAUGCCGACCGCUGAGACUCACGGCCAACAGUCAUUUCAUUCAUUCCUUUUUUUUUUUCUUCCUUUCAAUCCAUUAUGCCGGUAUCGGCUGCAUUAGCGUGUCUGUCUUCCUUAUGCUCAAGGACUGUGGACCAAAAGAUAUUUCUCAUCCCUUUCAGUGAAAUUCAUAUCCGAUAGCGGGACCAAAUUAUUCCACAUGCCAUGAAUGUAGCCAGCAGUGUGAAUAUGCUAUAUUAGCAGUGUUUGCACGGGCAUAGCUGUCUCUAUUUUUUUCUCUUUCUUGAACCAGGGCAGGAACUGUGCCUUGAAAAACAAAAAAAUGUGUAGGUGUCUUGGUGAGUGAGUGUGGAUCUGCCUAUCUUUGGCUUUUUUUUUCUUACUGCUUCCAGUUAUUUAUGAAAGGGAAUCGAGCGUGAGCACAAGAAUAUUCUGGUCUCAAGUGACGAUAGGGCUGCGCGAAGGAGUGAGCUCCCUGCAUUCGCUAUAAUAAUCGUGAUAUAUACGAUAUAGUCAUGUAAAGGUUUUUUUUUUUCAUAAGCGGCAGUGUCUGUUGUGUCGUGCCUUGAGUGGGCCCCCCCAUAAGUGCCUCCAUUUUUAAUUUUUUCGCCCCCCUCACUCACCAUGCUCGAGAUAAGUCAUGGCCUUGUCCAAACGUCUUUUCUUCACCCUAUCACGUAGCCAAGUUUGCCAAAGUACAAAGUCCUCUGGCCACGGGUUUCCUGCGUGUUAAACAGGUCGAUAUCGAAGCGUUCCAUUGGCGGAAUCCCCCGUUCAUUCACUGAGGGUCGACGCGGGAGGUAUUUCUGUUUCUCUAUCCAGUAUGACUUGUUUCCCUUUUUUUUCUGCUGUUAGAGCCCAUCUUGUGUAUUUAUACUGAUUAUUUAUUUUACAUUAGUUAAAUCAUUAUGCGUUUUGUGUGUAUUUAUCUAAUAGGAAGAGCUGAGAGGUAUUAUCUGCGAGUAUUCCACUUUCAGUUGUGCUCCAUUACUCCACCCAUUUUUUUGUCUUUUGUUCAGACAACACUGGUAAUAUUGGGAUUACGUCCGGGAUUAAAAACGAGUUUUGUUCUGACUGAUUUAGUUUUUUGGUAACUAGCUUAGAUCCUCAUGGAUGUCGAUCGUGGUGUUUCUCAAAAUUGACUCAAGAAUUUUUCUCCCUUAUGUGUCUCAGUGCAUAGUUGGAACUCCUAGUUUUCCAAUAAAGGUCCAAGUCUCGAUGA
Molecule: messenger RNA, 2327 nt
Organism: Darwinula stevensoni
Lineage: Eukaryota; Metazoa; Arthropoda; Ostracoda; Podocopida; Darwinulidae
Source: the annotation of a GenBank genome assembly